CGUGUCCAGUACAGUCUCCGGUGUUAUGUCUCAAGAAUAUCUUUAUUAAACAGUGAAAGACAGCCGCUGUCUCCUAAUCAUUUCUACAUAACAUUACACGUCGUCAGAAGUCGUCGCAGGAUGGCCAGUUCCCACCUCCGGACAACUUUGAUUUAUCUCGCCCAGAACAAUGACCUGAAUGGCGCCAGAGGUUUCACCGCUACAGGAUAGCAGCGAAGCUACAUAAAGAAGAGGGAGAGGUACAGGUUUGUACGCUGCUCUACUCGCUGGGGAAAGAAGCGGAACAAGUUUUCAAGAAGAUGAUGAGAAGGAUUCAGAUAAUUAGAAGACUGUUAUGAACAAAUUGGACAAUUACUUUGUGCCGAAGGUAAACACCAUUGAUGAAAGCGCUCGUUUCCAUCAGCACACCCAGAAGCCAGGUGGGCGGUCCUAACCUCAGUCUGAAGCAGGAUUCGCCAAUUGUUGGAGCCAGGCAGAAGCAAUAGAUUCGUGGCAAGUCACAUCUGUACAUUCUGUGUACAUUGUCGGCAACUCGCUAAUAAUGGCUUCGGCUGGAAGGGCGCUGGCAGACCUUCUGCGGGAUGCGGCUAACCAGCUUGAAAACUUUUUGUACCCAAUGUGGCGCUAUGUUAUGUUUUGUGCAGCACCAAGGACCGCUAACGCGCCAGUUUCGUCUCCUCCUCCUCAUCCGUUACAUAACGGGACUCCCAGACACCCAGUGGACGCCGAAGUUUCAAGACUGUUUGGCCCCUACAUGGGAGGGAGGAGGACGGCAGGGCGGCAAACCCUUUCUGGUCCUGCACACCUGCAUUCUUAUACCCAUUUAUUCUGUUGCCUUGAGGACAAGAAUGCAGCCUUAGUCCCCAACCGAUACGCCAAAGAAAGACUCGCUGCUGCUGGCUUUGGUGAAAAACGGCUCACAUUUAAAGGCAGCCAUACAGAUUCAAAUGAAUUCCUCGAAUUCUUGAUGGAUGCCUAUCCAAAACUGCGGAACGGUGGCGGUUUCGAGUUGCUAAAAAUAUCUGGCACUACGAGAAGUCGCCACUUGAUUGUGAUCCCCUGUCCCAAUGAGGGUUACUAUGUCAGAUAUUUGAAGGACCCUCAGACCCAGAUUGGCCAUUCUACAGUUUUCAUUAGACCAAUGCAAAGAACCCUGAAUUUGGACCCUGCAUGUCGAUCAGAAGGCGACAACGUGUUAAUUGGACCAAAUCAGAAAUGUGUCAUCUGUGGAGAGGAGUUCCCCUUUUCCAGAAUGAAGGAUCACAGCAAUAACUGCAUGAGACCAUCACAGAGCAGCGGUGAGGUACAGAUUGAGUUGACAACUGAAAGGGCCUCCGGAAGUCAAGUUAGAUUUGAAAGCACGUUCACAGGAGCACAGGGAAAUGAGACAACAAGGGCAAGGAACACAAGACACUCGGUGCCACCUCAGGAAAUGUUGCCUUCUCCUGAGGUAGUUGACAUCGAUCCCACUGAGGAAAGUGGCUUCUCUGAUUGGAGAAUAGCGCCAGAUCCCACAGAGGCAGCAAAGAUGUUUAAAGAAGACAUUUUAAGCCAGCAUGCAACUGGAAAAUCCUUGUGUCUUACUAUGGAUCUUGGAGACAGUGCAGAGGAAAGGGAAAGAGCAGUCCUUACUUUUUAUAAGAAGGCAAAUGUUGAGUGGGCUUGCCCCUUGACAUGCACACUUAAGGGAGAUCCAGCCAUUGGUGAUGGUGUGACUCUGCAUUUCUUUGCAACCAUCAUAUCAAAACUUCAGGCUGGUUUUGAGAUGAAGUUUGUGCCUGGAGGAACUCUUCUUUUUGAAGGAGAACAAGAUCAUCUGAUUCCCUCCACUUCUCAUCUCCUUUUGGAGAGUGACUUCUUUGUUGUUGCUGGCCGAAUGAUUGGACAUUCAUUCCUCCAUGAUGGGCCAUGCCUAGGUGGACUGAGCCCAGCUGUCCUGCAUGUGCUCUUUGGUGGAUCCCCGGAAGAAGCCACAAUAGAUAUUAAGGACUGUGUUGACCUUGAUAUCCGUGAGACAAUCAAGUUGCUGGAGGGAACAGCAGAGUUAUCAUCAGAAGAAAAAAAGCUCAUCAAUGAGUUGGCACUGUCCUGGGAUUUGCCUCUAGUCACAUGUGACAACAGGAGAUGGCUAUUUGAUAAACUGAUCCUCCAUGCUGUCCUUGGAAGAACCUCCAGACAAGUCAAGCAGUUACGAAGGGGUUUAAAAGAGACACUGAUCUGGCCUCUGCUGACGGAGAGGAAAGACGCGAUUCCCCUUCUCUUUCCAAGAGCAUCUGAUUUGCAGUGCACACCACGGAUGGUGUUGGAGAAGAUAAACUGGCCCACACAGGAUGAGGAUGAAGACAGUGAAGUCUCUUUGGAGGAUUCCUGUAGGCUCACAGGAUUCCUGCGCACAUUUAUUGAGAUGGCAUCUCCCGUUAUCCUUGGGAAACUUGUGCAGUUCUGGAUAGGAUGGAAUGUGCUUCCUAGACAUGGCCUGAAUGUGACCGUGGUGGAGAGCAACUUCCCCAGCUCUUCCACAUGCUUUCACCAGCUGAAACUUCCAGGACAUUACAAAGAGUACUGUAUGUUUGAAAGGGACAUUCUUGCUGCUAUUUGGAGCACUGAAACUGGGUUCGGGAUGGUCUGAAGAGACGGACACACCUUAGUACUAGAUUUGUUGUCUUUUGUUUGGCCGGCCAAAAAUGUAUGUUAAAAAUAACUUACAAAUAUCACCUUUCACCUACCAUAAAUGGUAAGUAAAUUUAGAAUUGAAUUACAUUAAUUAGAAGCUAAGUAUUAACAUUUUUGCCGAUUUCAAUAGGAAAAUGUUCCUGAUUAAGUGGCAAGUGCACAAUAAUGCCUCUGGAAAAAAGCUGGAAAUUGGAUUUAGCAAAAAACAUUUUGCUUGAGCAAAGUUCAUCAAACUUGGGUGAGGUUUUUAUACUGUAAGCUUUGUUGAAACUGGAUCAGGAAAUAUAUCAGCUGAACAUACUAUGGAUGUAUAAAAAAAGACGGACUAAUGCCAUAUUUAUGCCACACUAACUGUUGUUGUUCAAUAUUAAUGUAAGGUUCUCUUGACUGGAAAAUACAUUCAAAAUCCAAGUUCCAACAGUAAUUUGCCCGGUCAUGCAACGUGCUGGGACUUCCACUAAAUAGAUGUUUGAAAAAUAUUGUUAUCCUUCUUGUCAAAUUAUACAGUUGGUGUCAUAAUUAUAGUGUUUGUAUUAUAGAAAUAUAACUUUUUUAUUUCUAUGGUUUUAUCUCACAGAGGAAGACGAACAAAAAUACAAUUAAUAAUAGCUAAAGACAUAUAGUUGACAUUGCAAUCUUUACCAAGGACUUAAUUUGAUAAAAGUUUGACUUGAAGUUUAAGGUACCUUUGAUUAUGGACAGUCCUGCCAGCAAUGUGUGAAUUCCUGUUCUCUCCUCGGUUUGCCACCAUGUAGCGUGCAACGUCAACAUUUUCUCCACCUUUAUCUGACCUCACACGUGAUGGCACACCGUAGACAUUGGCGGCUUCCAAAAAGCUUCUUAAAACUGUUGCUGCCCGAUUGUUGGUGGCAGCACUCAAGUACACGAUGAGACGACUAAAGCCGUCAAUACCACCAUGCACAACAAAACGCCACCUAAAGGGAUAUGUAUAGGCACACAUUAAGGUCAAUCCACUAAUGUAUGUACAGACAUUUACACAUUUUAAAAGGUGCCUUAUCCUACUAAAAGUUAUAAUUACAAAACAUAAAUCAUCUUAAUUUUGAUAGUAAAAGUAAUUUGCAUGCAGAGGAAUUUGGUGCAAUUAAUCAUUUGAUACAUUUCAUUUAUAUUUCUUCUUGCAGUGUUUUAACUUGUUUUUAUGUCUACAGAAUAUUGUAUGUUGCAUUGUUAGAGGAGACUGAGACUUCAGAUUUUCAUAACCAACCAAUAAAAAAAGCUAUCAUGCAUAUGACAAUAAAGCCUUUGAAUCUU
Gymnodraco acuticeps is the source of this 3945-nucleotide messenger RNA. RefSeq lists its product as uncharacterized. Lineage: Eukaryota; Metazoa; Chordata; Actinopteri; Perciformes; Bathydraconidae. Bases 542 to 2629 code for a protein of 695 amino acids. The transcript has 15 exons. The record is from RefSeq and is a predicted model, not a curated record. Gene Ontology annotation, molecular function: ubiquitin-protein transferase activity.